AUGACCAUUUCUCUUACUCGAAUUGGCUCUGAGCCUCUGACCCAGAAACCAUCCACUCUACAAAUUCCAGGCCCAAUACGUCGACAGCGAUCGCGGACAGAUCCAGGCCCAAGUCUAAUUGGAAGACGUGGUGGAAUCACCAAGAAACCACGUGAACCUUCACAAGAAGAUUUCGAGAAGGAUUAUUCGCAUGAGUGUUAUCGUUUCGAUGGCGAUGAAAGCAUCUACCGCCCGCAUAACGGCACUUUUGGCAUUCUUGGUGACAUCAGUGCCAUAAAAAAGGAUCAGCUCGGGAAGACUUUGCAAGUUCCUUUGCACUACGGUUUUCCUGGCAAGCAGAGUGGCCGUGCUCCGCGUGAUGGAGAUCUCAUCUGGGACUAUGACCUUCAAGAAUAUGUCGUUAUCCCGGGAAAUGCGGAAACUGACGUUAAUCGAGGGAAAGCAGAUCGUCUGCUUCAUUGGGAAAACUCGGCAGAAGGGAGAAGCGCAAAACCUAGAAUGUUUGAACGCGAGGCCGUCCCUUCAAAGGGAAGGAAUGGUCAUAACUCAGGUCUUAAACUCCAGUCCGCACCAAAGCAAUACGUCUUCUUCGUGAACGAACAUCUCUACGAUCUCGCUAGGCCAGAUCCAGCGAUCAUUUCAGCUGAGCAAAGCUCCAGAGGCGAUUUUCAGCGUCGGAAUCAGGGUGUGCCAAAGCAGCUGGAAGACUCUUCUUUCAAAUCCUGGGAGGACGACUCUUCCUCAGCUCACAGCAAUAAUACCUAUGCCGACCCGCUCAUUGACCCGGCGCUGAAAUUCCAACCACCCUCUGAAGUUGAUUACCUUCCAACUCCUCCACUCACUGAUACUUCGAGCAUCUCCACUUGUCAUACAUCUUUGGCUUCAACACCAAUUGCCCCACCCACCCCUCCACCAGAGUCAGAUCACCCUCACGCUCGGUCUUAUAUCUGUGGACAUAGCUCUGAGGAUUCCACGACGUCCUUGUUCUUCGCAGACCGUCUGCCAACUCCGUCCCUUACGUCAAUUCCAAUGAAUCGUUUCACAAUUGAUCAGAGACCUGAGGCUGAUAAUAACGACACGGUUUCAGCAGAGCCCCUUGGCGAAACCAUCACUCUUACACUCGAAGAGGAACUCGAUUACCAGGCUCUGUUUGGAGAGUACGAGUCUACUUCCGAGGAAUUCCUCAUGCAAUCGCCAUGCGGCAAACGAGAACUUGGUCCCCUGUUUCCGUCUGAAUAUGACAGUCUUCAUCAACCUUUUGAUCCGUGGUCAAUGCUUGAGAGUGUGUGA
Molecule: messenger RNA, 1290 nt
Organism: Xylona heveae TC161
Lineage: Eukaryota; Fungi; Ascomycota; Xylonomycetes; Xylonales; Xylonaceae
Exons: 2
Coding region: 1-1290 (429 amino acids)
Source: RefSeq, a predicted model, not a curated record